AAUAUAAGCUUAUGAAAGGGCGAUAGGGUUGGAGCCCUCCCCGCGUUUCGCGCUCUCCGCCCUCCGGUACGGCGGCGCUCCCCCCCCCUUUCGUAGCCGCGACGCUAGGGUUGGAGCCCUCUCCGCCCUCCCGUACGGCGGCGCUCCCCUCCCCCCCUUUCGUAGCCGCGACGCCAUCGCUUUCCUCACUCGGGAACGCAGCCGCGUUCUUCCGUACGACGCGGCGUUGGCCCCCCUCGCCGUCCUUUCGUCCUCUCCGCCUUCGUGAUGGUGCCUUUCCGCCUUCUCUCGCCCUGUUGCCUGUCUCGUCUGACGGAUCUCCGCCUUCUCUCACCCUGUUGGCUGUCCCAUCCGACGGAUCUCCGCCUUCUCUCGCCCUGUUGCUUGUCCCGUCCGACGGAUCUCCGCCUUCUCUCGCUUUGUUGCAUGUCCCGUCUGACGGCUCUCCACCUUCUCUCGCCCUGUUGCCUGUCCCGUCCGACAUCCCGUCCGCCUUCUCCCGUACGCUCCGCCUUCUCUCGCCCUGUUGCCUGUCCCGUCCGACGUCCCGUCCGCCUCCUUCCGUCCGAUAGGCAUGGCGCUCGCGACUCUUCCUCGCCUUUACCUCUCCCUGGCUAUUAUAAAUACUAAACGGUUUGAAAUUUUUUUUGGCGUCUUUUUCUCUAAUCUUCCCUGAUUUUUAUCCCCUGUUUUUGAUCGCUGUUGUUCCGUCGUUCUUGCCUUGUGGUGCACGCAAGUACGAACGGGUGUGGGCCGGCGAGCGGAGGAGGGUGCGUGCGGGAGCGGCAUACGGGAGCGAGCCGGGGCGCGAGUGGGCGCCCGGAGCAGGUCGGUCGCAGGGGGCAGCAGGUGCAGGCGCGGGCGUGCGAGGCGCGAGCGGGUGCCGAGCGCGGGUCGCUCGCAGCGGGCAGCGCGUGGCGCGGGUCGCUCGCAGGGGGCAGCACGUGCGGGCGCGGCGCGGGCGGGCAGCUCUCCCUCUCCCUCUUCCCCCACCCCUCUCCGGAGAAACAUCGAGUUAGCAAACAACUGAGAGUGAUUGUUUUUAGUGUCACCCUUUCCUCACUCUCUGUCUCUUGCACUCCAAGUGUUUGAUGAAUUGCCUCUGCAGUGGUGAAGUUGCUUUGGUCUGAGCUUAUUAUCUGGAGGAUUAUGGCUUUAUCUUUCAAAAAGAUGUUAACUUGGCAUCUUCUGGCAGCACCGAUUGCUGUAUGAAACUAAGAAGAUCUCAAAUGUUAGGUUUUGGUUUACCGAAACGUGAUUCGGAUUGUGAUGUAGCCUCGGGAAAGAGAAGAGUGAAAGGUAGUACUAAAGUUGUGAGCAAAGUUGAGACUAAUGUAGAUGGGUUGAGUAGUGAGCAGGAUGGAGGAAAAUGUGGAAAGGAAGUCAAAGGGAGCAUUGACAUUAUGGAGAUACAAACCUCUGGGAGACCUAUUGAUACUUUGCUUGAGAAGGUGCUUUGCAUGAACAUCCUCUCUUCUGAUUAUUUUAAAGAGCUUUACAGAUUGAAGACUUACCACGAAGUUAUUGAUGAGAUUUACAAUCAAGUCGAUCAUGUGGAGCCAUGGAUGACCAGCAACUGUCGAGCUAACUUUUGAUGCCUCCUGGUAAUGCUCCACCUUUCAAAAUCUAUCUUGGGAGCAUCAAAGACCAAACUCAAAUAUGUAAGAAUAAUAUACUUUAAAUUUGGCUAACAUGGACAUACUAUGGAGAUGGUCAACAUUUAGUUAAAGCUUCAUGACUAUCAUCUCCAAUCAGAUUACUGAGACAAGGUAAUACACAAACAGAGAAAGCGCUUAAAGAGAGGGCAUUACAGGAAAACUUAAAAGAAGAUGAAUAAAGCGUUUUGAUUAUGGACGGAAUGACCAGGUCCCUGAUGUUGGUUCGAUCUCUAGAAAUUCAAUGGAUGUAAGAUGAUUUUUCUUUAUCUCUUCUUAAAUUUCCUGCUAAAACUUAUAUUCACCAUCUUAGGUAAAAUUCUUGUAAUGUAGUUUUCAAGUUCAUAAUGUUGGUUCUUCCUUCUUCCUCAAAGUAGUUUUCUUAAAUGAUUCAUGGAUAAUAACACAUUUACUCCUGGAUUUCCUUUUGAGUUUCAAAUGCUACUAUUUAGUCCCUAAAGCUUGAGCCCAAUUUGUGUUUCAUCUUCAGAGUCUCGAUUUAUUCCCUGAAAUUCGAUAGAGAUUGCAAUUUCUUCCCCAAAGAUUGACCUUGAUUAUGAUAUCGUUCUCGGAUUUUUAGCUUUAACAAAGAAGAACUUCAUACUGGUGCUAAGUUAUUAUCUUAUCAGAAGGUCGACUAAUGGAAGGACUUAAUUGUAAUGCAAUGCAAACUUUAUGUGCAAAAUUCUUACAAUUGACAUCAUGAGGACAAUUUGAAAUGAAGGUCGAUCUUCAACUAUUG
This is a messenger RNA of Ananas comosus (pineapple), 2397 nucleotides long. RefSeq lists its product as uncharacterized. Gene Ontology annotation, cellular component: precatalytic spliceosome. The record is from RefSeq and is a predicted model, not a curated record. Bases 1209 to 1595 code for a protein of 128 amino acids. The transcript is spliced from 3 exons. NCBI's taxonomy places the organism in Eukaryota, Viridiplantae, Streptophyta, Magnoliopsida, Poales, Bromeliaceae.